Zingiber officinale is the source of this 310-nucleotide messenger RNA. Its product is annotated as TM2 domain-containing protein DDB_G0277895-like. The transcript has 2 exons. The record is from RefSeq and is a predicted model, not a curated record. Bases 17 to 274 code for a protein of 85 amino acids. NCBI's taxonomy places the organism in Eukaryota, Viridiplantae, Streptophyta, Magnoliopsida, Zingiberales, Zingiberaceae.
GGGACUUUAUUAUCCGAUGCAGGGGCAGUAUCAGAUGCAGCCUCAGCCUAUAGGCCAGUACCAGCCUCAGUCCCAGCCAGCUGCCCAGUAUCAGUCACCAUCCUCCCAGUCUUCUAUGGCGCAGUAUCCUGCACCUCCUCAGUGGCAGACCUCUGCUCAGCCGCAGCAGCCGCUGGCAGUGUUACCUCCUCCUCCUCCGCCAGAGACUGGACGUGUUCAUGCGAUGACCCGAGAGGAUGCGCAGCGAGCCGACGGAUCCGUUUUCCGCGGUUGAGGCUGUCCGGAGCAGUUCCAGUCGCUGGCCCCCCCA